Cricetulus griseus (Chinese hamster) is the source of this 1527-nucleotide messenger RNA. Lineage: Eukaryota; Metazoa; Chordata; Mammalia; Rodentia; Cricetidae. The record is from RefSeq and is a predicted model, not a curated record.
AUGUCCUUGCUGUCCUUCCACCAGCCUUGGAGGGAACUAACUAGGGAUGGGGAGAGAUGGGAAGCAGCUGAAUCCGAGUUCUUCCCGUCAUCCCUGUGUCUAGAAAAUAUUCAGUUACCAAACAAAGACUGGCAUGUUAGCUGGAGUGGGCUGCAGGCUUUCUGUUACUUAGCAUGGACAAAAAGACCACAGGAAUCUGCUAAAGUGCUCAUCCUGUGUCAGAGGACACGGUUUCCUCCACAGAUGGAUGCUAAGAGGGUAAUCAGCAAACUGUAUGUGAUUAUAUCUUGCUGUGGGUGCUAUUUCAUAAAUGUCCAAGCCUCGUGGGUCGGCUCGCUGUCCAUGGGCAUGAUCUUCUUCUGCUGCCCCAUAGUCAGUGUCUUCACAGACAUGUUUGGCUGCCGGAAAACAGCUGUCGUGGGUGCUGCCGUGGGGUUCAUUGGACUCAUGUCCAGUUCUUUCGUAAGCUCCAUCGAGCCUCUGUACCUAACCUAUGGAAUCAUAUUUGCCUGCGGCUGCUCCUUUGCAUACCAGCCUUCAUUGGUUAUUUUGGGACACUACUUCAAGAAGCGCCUUGGACUAGUUAACGGCAUCGUCACGGCCGGCAGCAGUGUCUUCACAAUUUUGCUACCUUUGCUUCUAGGGAAUCUGACAGAAAGAGUGGGCCUCUUUAACACACUGAGAGUCCUCUGCAUCUUCAUGUUCGUUCUCUUUCUGGCUGGCUUUACUUACCGCCCUCUUGUUUCCAGCGUCAAAGAGAAAGAGAGCGAGAGCAGCAGAUUCUCCUUCUUUUCCAGGAGAACGUUUAGUCCUCCAAAAAAGUUUUUCAAUUUUGCCAUCUUCAAGGUGACAGCUUAUGCAGUGUGGGCUGCUGGAAUACCACUUGCACUUUUUGGAUACUUUGUGCCUUAUGUCCACUUGAUGAACUAUGUAAAGGAAAGAUUUCAAGAUGAAAAGAACAAAGAGGUGCUUUUCAUGUGCAUUGGCAUCACUUCUGGAGUUGGGCGCCUUCUCUUUGGCCGCAUUACAGACUAUGUGCCUGGAAUGAAGAAGGUUUACCUGCAGGUACUCUCCUUUUUCUUCAUUGGUCUCAUGUCCAUGAUGAUUCCACUGUGCAGCACCUUCGGGGGGCUCAUUGCUGUCUGCCUCAUCAUGGGUCUCUUCGACGGAUGCUUCAUUUCUAUCAUGGCUCCCAUUGCCUUUGAACUAGUUGGUCCUCAGGAUGCUUCCCAAGCAAUUGGAUUUCUACUUGGAUUCAUGUCUAUACCCAUGACUGUAGGUCCUCCAGUUGCAGGGUUACUUCACGACAAGCUGGGCUCCUAUGAUGUGGCCUUUUACCUUGCUGGAAUCCCUCCCUUUAUUGGCGGCGCUGUGCUUUGUUUAAUCCCGUGGAUCCAUAGUAAGAAGCAGAGAGAGACCACUAAGAGCACUGGAGGGGAGAAGAUGGAGAAGAUGCUGGAGAACCAGAACUCUCUACUCUCAAGCUCCUCUGGGAUCUUUAAAAAACAAUCCGACUCUAUUAUUUAA